Messenger RNA from Haplochromis burtoni (Burton's mouthbrooder), 4327 nucleotides. RefSeq names its product protocadherin beta-16-like. The transcript has a single exon. Gene Ontology annotation, molecular function: calcium ion binding. Gene Ontology annotation, cellular component: plasma membrane. Gene Ontology annotation, biological process: homophilic cell-cell adhesion. Bases 487 to 2916 code for a protein of 809 amino acids. Lineage: Eukaryota; Metazoa; Chordata; Actinopteri; Cichliformes; Cichlidae. The record is from RefSeq and is a predicted model, not a curated record.
UUAACAUCACAGUCACUGCCUGUUUUUCUUAAUAUACUGUUAUUGUGAUCCUAGAAAUUAAACACAAUAGAUUCUCGAUUGUUCUUUUUUCAAGUCCAAAUGACAGUGUUAAAGAUUCUGUAGGCUGAUAUUACUGAAUUUGCACAUAUUUGACAGUAAGUUGUCCUGCGGAUGAAUUUUAGAUGAUAUUCUGCAGUUUUAUAGUGCGGACUCUUAGGGCCGCUGUUGACCAGAGUGUUGAGGACUGAGACCAUGUUUGUAGCAGCACCGCCCAUGUAACAUCGACAUUAUGAAGAGGGAACACGACGCACAAAGAUCGAGCGAUUCUGAUCAAGGAGGAUAAAUACUGAAGAAAGAUUUUUAUUUUGGAGCGAUUUGCUUUCGCUGACCGGAAUAUACACUUAGGUUUUGACUUUUGAAUACAUAUCUUCUGUUGUGUGGAAUAUAGGUUGUGAAUCCACGUUGAGUGAGAAAUCUGACAGAACAAUGAAACGGCAGGUACUGCUGUUUGUCUCUUUCCUUUCCCUCGGCCCAGUCUUCGGGCAGGUCAGUUACUCGAUUCCGGAGGAAAUGACUAGAGGCUCUUUAGUUGGAAGUAUAGCACAGGAUUUAGGUUUAGAAAUUAAACGUUUAAUAUCAGGAAAAGCCAAGAUCUAUAGCAGAAAUAGCGACCAAUACAUCGAGCUGAAUAGAGAAAGAGGAGUCCUCCUCAUCAAGGAGAGAAUAGACAGAGAGGCGCUGUGCACAGAGAAAGCGCUUUGUGCUUUGGAUUUUCAGAUCCUUUUGGAGAAUCCGAUGGAAUUUUAUACGGUUACAGUCCAGAUCAUAGACAUCAAUGAUAAUGCACCAACCUUUGAAAAACACGAAAUGCAUUUCAAAAUUAGCGAGUCAGCCGCAACAGGAGCAAAAUUCGACCUGGAACGGGCUGUGGAUCUGGAUGUUGGUAUUAAUGAUCUCCAGAAAUACGAACUAAAACCAACUGACAAUUUUGGUCUAAAACUGCACAGUAACCCUGAUGGACACAAAAACGUUGAGAUGGUACUGUUGAAACCUUUAGACAGAGAGAAACAAGAGCAGAUCAGUCUCGUGUUAACAGCUGUAGAUGGAGGGGAGCCACAGAUGUCUGGAACAAUGCAGAUUCUCAUUACAGUUUUAGACGUUAAUGAUAAUGCGCCGGUUUUUACACAGAAAACAUACAAAGCUACAGUCACUGAGAAUUCACCUAAAGGAACAGUCGUUGCUACUGUUACAGCGUCAGACGCUGAUCAAGGCUCUAACAGUAAAAUAACAUAUUCAAUCACAAAUACGUUAGACAAUGUCCGGAAAAUGUUUUAUGUAAAUGAGGAAAACGGGCAAGUUUCAUUAAUUGAAACCAUUGACUUUGAAAAGUCAAAACGUUUUCAAAUAAAUCUCCGUGCUAAUGACGAUGGAGGACUAACAGACUCAUGUAAGCUGAUUGUUGAUGUUCUCGAUGUAAACGACAAUAAACCUGAAAUCAACAUAAUGUCCAAAUCAACUGUGAUAUCAGAGGAUGCCAAUCUCAACACAGUAGUAACAAUGAUAAAUGUUGAGGACUUAGAUUCCGGAGACAGUGGGGUCGUGAAAUGUUUACAAGAAAAUACCAUUUAUUAUAAAAUCAUCACAAAUAAUUUCUAUACCUUAGUAACAGACAGUGAUUUAGACAGAGAGAGAGCCUCUGAGUAUAACAUCACUGUGACCUGCUCUGAUGAGGGAGUGCCCUCCCUCUCCAGCAGCGUCACUCUCACCUUACAGAUCUCAGACGUUAAUGAUAACGCACCUGUCUUUGAGAGGAGCUCAUAUGAGGCCUACAUUGUAGAAAACAACACACCAGGUCUCUCUAUAUUCACAGUCAAAGCCACAGACGCUGACUGGAACCAGAAUGCCCGUGUUUCUUACAUACUGGAGGACUCCUCCGUUAACGGAGUGCCAGUCUCCUCGUAUGUGUCCGUUAGUGCUGAUAGUGGAGUCAUCCAUGCAGUGCGCUCUUUUGACUACGAGCAGAUCAAAGAUUUCCACUUCCGCGUAAAAGCGCAGGAUGGAGGCUCUCCUCCACUCAGCAGCAACGUGACUGUGAAAAUAAUGAUCCAAGACCAGAACGACAACCCCCCUCAGGUUCUGUACCCAGUCCAGACUGGUGGCUCUCUGGUGGCUGAAAUGGUGCCUCGUUCAGCAGAUGUGGGCUAUCUGGUGACUAAAGUGGUGGCUGUUGAUGUGGACUCUGGACAGAAUGCCUGGCUCUCCUAUAAACUGCAGAAAGCCACAGACAGGGCGCUGUUUGAAGUGGGCUUACAGAAUGGAGAAAUCAGAACUAUCCGCCAAGUCACUGAUAAAGAUGCUGUCAAACAAAGACUGACUGUUAUAGUGGAGGACAACGGGCAGCCCUCUCGUUCAGCUACAGUCGUUGUUAACGUGGCGGUGGCGGACAGCUUCCCUGAAGUGCUGUCGGAGUUCACUGAGUUGACACACGACAAGGAGUACAAUGACAACCUGACUUUUUACUUAGUCUUGGCUCUGGCUGUAGUUUCCUUCCUCUUCAUCACGUGUUUAGUGGUUAUUAUAUCAGUCAAAAUCUACAGGUGGAGACAGUCUCGCAUCCUGUAUCACUCCAACCUGCCUGUCAUUCCAUAUUAUCCACCACGUUACUCAGACACUUUGGGGACAGGGACUCUGCCACAUGUGUACAAUUACGAGGUGUGCAGGACGACUGACUCCAGAAAGAGUGACUGUAAGUUCGGCAGAGCUGGUAGUCAGAACGUGCUGAUAAUGGACCCCAGUUCUACAGGAACGAUGCAGCGGAUACAGAGUGAAAAGAGCAUCCUGGAUGAACCAGACUCUCCUCUAGAGGUCAGUUAUGAAUGUGGCUUCAACUUUAUGUCACAAUGUCUUUUUAAAUGAUUCAGUAUCCGACUAUACUGUUGAAAUCAUCCUGCUAUUUUACCAAACCAUCGAUCUUAUAUAUAAUUUACAUUUUUAGUCACUGAUGACCUAUAGAACUAUAAAGGGGAAUUACUUUACCGUUGUGAAAUUGUACGCUAAGUCUUCUCUAAGCUUUCGUGCAAAAGGUUUUAAUGCUAAUUAUUUUAAAUUGUUUCUAUAUUACAUAUUGUUAUAUGAAACGGUGAAUCAAUUUCUACUUAGUCCUUAAAUUUUCCUCUAAAAAUAUGAUGUAAUUAAACUUUAGUUAAAAUUAUUUAGUGACCUCUUUUCUUAUCGGUACCAGAAUUUUCAAUCAUUUAUUUCACUCUUUCAUAAGAUUUUGCUAAAGACAUUUGACUAAAUACUCAGCACUGACAAUGUUAUAAUUUAGUUAUACUGUCCAGAAAGGGCAUAGCGUUUUAUUUAUUCUUUUUUUUCCUUCAUUUUUUUUUGUUUUGUUUUGUUUUCCUUAAUGUAAAACAGUGGUGCCCCCACUCAUCUUGAUCGUCUUGGAUAGUGAUUUCAGGACCGCAGACAGCGACACUAUUGAACUUAUUUGUACUGUUCUUGUAUUUUACAUAUCUUUUUAUUAUUCCUGUGGGAUUUUAUCUUCACAAAAUUUCCUUAUUUAAUACUUUGAGUAUGCUUUCACGGAAUCAUUUUCAUGACUGAUAAUUUUAAGAAAGAAAACACUGUUAGUUGGUUUGGCUUUAGCUCACGAGAUAGAGGAACUCAUGUAUCAAUGGGACGUGUGGUGUUGGAUCAGUAGCUUCUCCGGUCUGAGUGAAAAUUACCUUUGGACAAGAUAUUGAACCCUGAGCUUCUCCCGAUGCGUUCAUUGGAGUGUGACUGUUAGAAAUGUCUUAGCGCAAGAAAAAAAUGAAUAAAUGUGUGAAUGAAACAUGCUGGACAAGGGGUUUGAGUGUUAAAACAGGUGUUUUUUAAGCGUUUUGUAGAAACCAGUACAUUUACCAUUCACACUACAUUUGGAGCUAAUUUAUAUUGAAGUGAGGAAUCAACAGUGUUGAAGAAAUCUUUUGUUGUUUGUUUGUGGGUUGUUUUUUUUUUAAAUUUACGUUUCCCGUGAUAAACAUCUGUGAUUACAAGUCUUCUAUUAAGGAUUGCCUGACAGUAGUGUUCUGCAGUUUUGUUUUUUGAACUCUUAGGGCCGCUGUUGACCAGAGUGUUGAUGGCUGACAGUAGGGUUGCAACAGCAGCGUAUCUCACAUAAACGACCACAUAACGAGCACGGGGUACGACGAGAAAGAGCGGAUAUCUAGAUGCGCAGAAUAUCUGAUGACAAAGACGACAUUUAUUUUUUUAAUUUUCCGUUGUUCUGGGAGGAAUAUACCGCUAAAAGAUUUUUGUGUCUACCAGGAAUUGAACUCCU